Molecule: messenger RNA, 1519 nt
Organism: Brachypodium distachyon (stiff brome)
Lineage: Eukaryota; Viridiplantae; Streptophyta; Magnoliopsida; Poales; Poaceae
Product: trihelix transcription factor GT-1
Exons: 5
Coding region: 170-1309 (379 amino acids)
Source: RefSeq, a predicted model, not a curated record
GUUCACCUCCCAAGUCGCCACGCACGGAGACCCCGACCCCUCCUCGUCGGGGCCCCCGUCUGCGCUCCCCAGUCGCCACUCCCACCACCGCCGGCUCACCUGUCCCCUCGCGCACAGCAAGCCCCGCUCCCAAACCCCGUCUGCGCCCCUCCCCCGCGGCGGGGCCGCCAUGCUCCUCUCGGGCCCGCAGCCCACCCCGCCGCUGCUGCUCCCGGAGAGCAGCGGCGAGGACGGCGGCGGCGGCGCCCACGACCUCGACUCCUCCUCGCGCGGCGGUGGCGCCGCCUCGGCCCCGAAGAAGCGCGCCGAGACGUGGGUCCAGGACGAGACGCUCAGCCUCAUCGCGCUGCGCCGGGAGAUGGACAACCACUUCAACACCUCCAAGUCCAACAAGCACCUCUGGGAGGCCAUCUCCGCCAAGAUGCGCGACCAGGGCUUCGACCGCUCCCCGACCAUGUGCACGGACAAGUGGCGCAACCUCCUCAAGGAGUUCAAGAAGGCGCGCAGCCACGCCCGCAGCAGCGGCGCCGCCGGUGGGAACGGCGCCGCCAAGAUGGCCUACUACAAGGAGAUCGAUGACCUGCUCAAGCGCCGCGGGAAGGCGGCCGGACCGGCCGCGGGGGCUGGCGGCGGAGGAGGCGCCCCGAAGAGCCCCACGCCCACCUCCAAGAUCGAGUCCUUCCUCCAAUUCGCGGAUAAGGGUUUCGAAGAUGCUAACAUUCCAUUUGGCCCUGUUGAAGCGAACGGUAGAUCAUUGCUGGGCGUUGAUGAUCGUCUGGAGCCUGACAGGCAUCCCCUUGCCUUAACCACAGCUGAUGCAGUUGUGGCCAGUGGUGUGAACCCAUGGAAUUGGAGAGACACUUCAACUAAUGGUGGAGAUAAUCAAGCCACUUUUGGUGGGAGAGUUAUUUUAGUCAAGUGGGGUGACUACACUAAAAGAAUAGGCAUUGAUGGCACUGCUGAGGCGAUUAAAGAGGCCAUCAAAGCGGCAUUUGGCUUAAGAACAAAACGAGCUUUUUGGCUUGAAGAUGAAGAUGAGGUUGUUCGUUCCUUGGACAGAGAUAUGCCCAUCGGAACAUAUGCCCUGCAUCUUGAUGAUGGGAUACCAAUCAAGCUCUGCACAGAUGCUGACCGCAUGACAGUCCGGACAGAAGAUAAGACGUUCUACACUGAAGACGACUUCAGAGAUUUCCUGUCGCGGCAAGGUUGGACACUCCUCAGGGAGUAUAGUGGCUACAGAGUCGUUGAUACUCUGGAUGAUCUUCGCCCUGGUGUGAUUUAUCAGGGGAUGCGUUCGCUUAUCGAUUGAUUUUUUGUCAGCAUUUCCCUCACAAAGGGCAUCUAAUUUCUGUCCACAAUAGAAGUGGACCAUACAGUUUAACAUAGUUUGAAGCCAAGCGAGUCUUGGUUACCUCUCACUAUAUAUGUAUGUAAAUCACACCAGUCAUCUUCCAGAUGACGAUCAAAGAGCCUUGGAGACAAGUUCAUUCAGCAAGGUAUUAUGCUGGGUACCGCAUUA